AUGCUCUCCACAAUCGCACCACAACCACCCACGCUACAAGAGCCUCUGUCUAAAGGCGAUCAUAUUCUUCCUUUAGAAUCUUACGAACCCUCGACCAUUGACGAGCUCGUUCGUCAGCGUGCAUCACUUGGAGCCGCACAACCCAUCAUUUCUUACCCGCGGACCGGCAUCGAAUAUGUGAACUAUCCACUGCAGCAACUGGAUGUCUUCGCAUUCCGCGUCUCCAAGGUGCUAUCAGACCGCAUUCCGCCUCGGAAGUCGUCAGCUGAAACUCCCAAAGUCAUCGCUUUACUGGGACCUUCAGAUCUCAACUACCUGGUGAUGCUGCUUUCACUGGCCAAAUUGAGUCACAGUGGACUGCUCUUAUCGACCAGGAUCUCCAUAGAUGCGUAUGUCUCCCUGCUGGAGAGAAUCGGAUCUCGACAUGUUUUCAUUCACAGCUCCUUCCGAGACACCGCCGAGGAAAUCAAGAAGCGAGUACCUGAGCUAGUCAUUGAUGAGAUUCCAACUGAGGAAAACUAUCACUAUCCCAUCACGGAAGAUGUCGACACGAAUCUGGUCCCGCAUCUCGAUCCGAAGAUUGAGUCCAAGCACAUUGCAUGGAUUAUACACUCCAGUGGAUCGACCGGACUUCCAAAACCUAUCUUUCAUACCCAAUCUGCUGCGCUGAAGAACUACUCUGGACACAUGAACAUGUCUGGGUUUGUCACUCUGCCACUUUAUCACAACCAUGGAAUCAGUUGUCUGUUCCGGACGAUUCACGCUAGCAAACAGCUGCACCUGUAUAAUGCCAAUCUCCCAUUGACAAGGCAGUACUUGCUCGAGAUCAUGGGGUCCAAUUCGUUUGAAGUUUUCUACGGUGUUCCCUAUGCGCUGAAACUGUUGGCUGAGACACGAGAGGGAAUAUCCGCUCUGGCUAAGCUAAAGGCUGUCAUGUUUGGAGGCUCCGCAUGCCCGGACUCUCUGGGUAACUUGCUGGUCGAAAAUGAUGUUCAUCUCAUCAGCCACUAUGGAUCAACUGAGACCGGCCAGCUCAUGAUGUCGACCAGGCCUCGUGACGACAAGGGAUGGGACUGGCUCCGUCCAUCUGACACCGUCAAGAAGUUUUUGCGAUUCGAAGAACGCUUCCCGGGUGUAUUUGAGCUCGUGUGUCUGGACGGCUGGCCUUCCAAGGUCAUGACCAACCGACCAGACGGCUCGUACGCCACCAAGGACCUGUUUGUCAAGCAUCCCACUAUGGAAGCAUACAAGUACUAUGCUCGGCUAGAUGAUACGAUCGUUCUAUACAACGGAGAGAAGGUCAACCCACUUGACCUGGAAGGACGAGUCCGACAGCGCAGCACUGUUGCCGAAGCCAUUGCAUUUGGAGCAGGCAAAGCCCACAUCGGGCUGGCUGUCAUCCGUGCCCCUGGCACCGAGUCACUCUCCGAUGAGGAUAUCAUUGACAGUAUUUGGCCAGCUGUUGAGAAGGCUCACGAGGCACUACCAGCGUUCGGACAGCUCUCAAAGAACAUGGUUCGAGUGUUGCCUGCGGACACUCCCUAUCCUCGGACUGAUAAGGGCACCAUCAUCCGGCAAGCAUUCUACAAGAACUUCCAGCCGCUGAUUGAAGAGGUUUACGCCGCUGUGGACGCCAUGACUGGCACGCUGGUUCUGUCUGAGCCUGAGCUGAGGGACUUCCUCAAGAAGCAGCUUCUCCAGAUUCUGCCCCUCAAGGAUUCCAAUCUGCUGACCGACGAUGCCGAUUUCUUCUCCCUGGGCAUGGACUCUCUGCAGGCCAGUCAGCUGCGUUCCAUACUCGUCCAGAACUUGGACACCAAGGGCUAUCAACUGGGACUUAACAUUGCCUUCGAGCAGCCCACUAUUUCCGUGCUCGCCCGUUAUCUAGCCGCUGUGCAGUCCGGAGAAGCCCUCCCAGAUUCUCAGCCAAUCCAUGAACAAAUGCGCGCUCUCAUCUCCCAAUUCAGCCACUUUGAACGACACGUUCCCCAUUCUAAUGAGCUUCCUGGUCGUUAUGUUGUCCUCACCGGUGCCACUGGCUCCCUAGGCAGCCACAUCGCGCACCAACUCGCACAGAACCCUUCCGUGAAUAAAGUCUACUGCCUCAUCCGCGCCUCGUCCCCAAUUGAAGCCUACAAGCGCCUCCACGAUGCCCUACACACCCGGCACAUCUACAGCCCCCUCCCUUCUUCCUCGAAAGCCAAGCUCAUCGCCCUCCCCGCCCCAACCCUAUCCCAUCCAACUCUCUCCCUCCCCGAGGAAUCCUACAACACCCUCCUCAACGAAACCACCGACAUCAUCCACUGCGCCUGGCCCGUCAACUUCAACCUCCAGCUCAGCAGCUUGGCACAAGACACCCUCCCCACCCUACACAAUCUCCUCUCUCUAGCCCUGAAAGCCCAGCGCCCCGAGCCCGCAACCUUCAACUUCUGCUCCUCCGUCAGCAGCGUCGUCAACAGCACCGUCUCCCCCAUCCCCGAAACCCUCCCUGAGUCCCUCACCGCUGCACAAUCAAUGGGUUAUGCCCAAUCUAAGCUCAUCGCAGAACAUAUCUGUGCCAACGCCACGCCCUACCUUGAUGCGCGAGUCCUCCGUAUCGGGCAGAUCAUCGGCGAUACGAAGCACGGAGUGUGGAAUGCCACGGAGGCGAUUCCGCUGAUGCUUCGGGCGGCGGUUACAGUGGGGGCGUUGCCGAGGUUGGAUGAGAGGAUGCGGUGGGUGCCGGUUGAUGUUGUUGCUGCAGCUGUGAUGGAUAUUACUCUUCACAAGGAGGAGCAAGGGCUGGAAAGGAAGAAGGGGGUGGAUGAUGUGGAAGUGUAUAACAUCUUAAACCCGUACAACUUCCAUUGGACAAAGGAUUUGCUUCCUGCUCUAAGGGCGGCCGGGUUGGAAUUCGAGGAUAUGGAGUUCGCGGAGUGGAUUAAGCGGGUUAGGGAUGUGGCGGACCCAGAGAGGAACCCGCCUGUUAAGUUGGUGGGGUUCUGGGAGGGGAAGUAUGGAAGUGCGAAGCCAUUUAGGGGAUUGGAGUUUGUCACGGAGAAGGCGAGGGAGAGGGCUGAGGGGUUGAGGGGGUUGAGUGUGGAAGGGUUGGAGCGGGGACUGGUGGGCAAGAUGGUGGAGUGGUUCAGGGAGGUUGCGUGGGUUUGA
Molecule: messenger RNA, 3147 nt
Organism: Aspergillus welwitschiae
Lineage: Eukaryota; Fungi; Ascomycota; Eurotiomycetes; Eurotiales; Aspergillaceae
Product: putative NRPS-like enzyme
Exons: 3
Coding region: 1-3147 (1048 amino acids)
Molecular function (GO): phosphopantetheine binding
Source: RefSeq, a predicted model, not a curated record